Molecule: messenger RNA, 2552 nt
Organism: Leguminivora glycinivorella
Lineage: Eukaryota; Metazoa; Arthropoda; Insecta; Lepidoptera; Tortricidae
Product: protein KRI1 homolog
Exons: 3
Coding region: 81-2480 (799 amino acids)
Biological process (GO): endonucleolytic cleavage in ITS1 to separate SSU-rRNA from 5.8S rRNA and LSU-rRNA from tricistronic rRNA transcript (SSU-rRNA, 5.8S rRNA, LSU-rRNA)
Cellular component (GO): 90S preribosome; nucleolus
Source: RefSeq, a predicted model, not a curated record
UGUUUCGCAUGCACGAUUCGUGCAUGGGAUUAUUUUAUUGGUUAUAAAAAUGUUGUAAACUAAAUCAAAAUAUAGUAAAUAUGCCGAAAAAAGCAUUAUUUGACGAAGACUCCGAAGAGGAGGUUACACUUAAGACAGAGAAUGAGUAUGCUAAGAAAUAUGACUCGUGGCGUCAAAAAGAAGAGCUCCACAAAUUGGAGCAGAAAUACGGCCCAAAAGCUUUGAAUUCUGACGCUUCACUGUCUUCAGAUAGCGAGGACGACGAUGAUGAACCUCCUGAAGUAUCUGAAGAAACAGAAACACAAUUCCUAAAAACGCUAGCGUUAUUAAAAACAAAGGACCCUCGGAUCUACGAUCCUAACUUUAAAUUUUUCGAUAAAGAAAAAAAAGAUGAAGGAAAGAAGCCAGAGGUGAAAACUUUAAGUUUUGCUGAGAGCGACGAUGAUGAUGACGAUGAUGGAAAUAUAUUUAAAGUGGAAAAGGCGGCUGAAGUCACUACAACUGAAAAACCUUCUAUAUCAGGACAGACUGAAAAAUUGAAAGAUUUCCUCACAGGUAAGGCUGAGCAUAUCAAUAAUCCUGUAGAAAGGGAUCUAGCUCCUCUCAAAGCACUAUGGUCAGAUCCAAAGCUAAAUGAAGGAGAAGCAUUCCUUAGAGACUAUAUUCUAAAUAAGAAAUAUCUAGAAGAAGGGGAUGCUGGCGAGGCAGGAGACAAGAUUCGUGACGACGCUGACCUGGAGGCUGAUGAGGCCAUUGUGGAGGAGCAAGGCAAGUUUGAGAGAGCAUACAAUUUUCGCUUUGAAGAACCUGAUGAAGAAUACUUGAAAAGAUUUCCUCGUACCAUGAACUACAUCAGACCUAAAGACGACCGCCGCGCCAGAAAGAGAGCUGAAGUCAGAGAGAGAAAGGAAGAGGAGAAAAAGAAGAAGAUGGAUGAAAUUGCAAGAAUGAAGGCUCUCAAGCUAAAGGAAAUUCAAGAGAAAAUUGCAAAAAUUAAAGAAGUAACCGGAAAUCAGGAAUUAGCUUUCAGGGAAGAAGAUAUGGAGAGUGACUUUGAUCCUAAUGAACAUGACAAGAGAAUGAAGGAAAUCUUUGAUGAGGAAUAUUACGGUGAAGUGGACAGUGAGAAACCUGUGUUCCCAGACCUUGAUGAAGAAUUAGAGAUAGAAAAUUGGGAGAAAUAUGAGGACGAGGAAACAGCUGAAAAUGAGCCACAUUGUGAAGAUGACGAGUUCAACAUGGAUGCCGAUUACGAUCCAAAGCAAGCCCGUUUAAACCUAUUAGAAGAAUUACAGUCAAACAUGACCAAGAAACGUAGGAACCGUAAGAAGAAGUCUAAAUUGGCAGAGUUGUUGACGACUGAGAAGCCUAAGUUUGUGCCGACGGUGGCCGACAAGAGUUAUUCUCAGUACAUGGAGGAGUACUACAAGAUGGACUGUGAGGAUGUCAUCGGUGGUGACUUACCCACCAGGUUCAAGUACAGAGAGGUGGUGCCCAAUGACUAUGGGCUCACUAUUGAAGAGAUCUUGCUAGCAGAUGACAAGGAGCUGACUCAGUGGGUGCCGCUAAAGAAGAUCGUGAAACACCAGCCGGCCAACAUGGAGAAGGGAGAAGUCAAGGUCUACCGACAGAAGGCAGCCGAUGAGCGCCUUAAGAAGAAAAUUCUGCCUAGCUUGUUCAAGGAUCUUCCUGAGGAACCAGAAAUAGUUGUUCCUAUUGAAGCAGCUAAGAAGAAGAAGAAGAAGAAAAAGAACAAAAAUAAAGAAGGAAAUACAUCCAAUGACAAUCAAGAAGGAAUAGAACCAAAUGAAUCAAUGACUAGUGAUCCAGAUACUUUACCAACGGAAGCCAACAGAAAGAAGAAAAAACACAAAGGUGUGGAGGAAAAUGUAGAAACUGAAAAUAAUUCUAGUGACAUUGCAAAUGAUAAUGUACUUCCCAAAAAUAAGAAAAACAAAAAUAAAAGCAAUGUAAGCAAUGAAAUUGAAGGCAAUAUUAGCAAUGUAACUGAAGAAAGUGAGAAUAAUUCUAAAAAGAAGAAGAAAAAACAUAAAACAGAACAAAAUAAUACUGAAAAUAAUAUUGAUAGUGUACCAGUGACAUCAGAAACAAAGCAAAAUAAUCAGAACCUAGGCAGUUCUAUAGACAAGAGCAGUAUAAGUGAAAAUCAUUCUAAAAAAUCUAAGAAGAAAAAGAAAAAUAAACCAGUUGCAGAACAAAAUACACAAAAGCAAAAUUUAAAACGAAAAUUAGAUGAUGCUCCAAAUAAUCCAGUGCCGCAGAAAAAGAAGAAAAAGAAAAAUAAACCAGCCAGUGUUAAUAAUUCUGAGAAACAUCAAAAAGGUGUAUUCAAGAAGAAUAAGCAAAGUCAGUCAAAAACAUCAGAUAAUCCGUACAGCAAUUUAUCUGACGAAAGGCUAAAGGCGUAUGGAUUGAACCCUAAGAAAUACAAAGGAUUUAUGAAAUAUAAGAAGUUUUAAGUCUUUUUGUGUGACUUAGUAUGCUAAUAUGUAUGUUAAUUAUGUAAAUAAAUAGUUUUAUUUGUUAUAUUA